AGAAUGACACAUAAGCUUUUAAUAUAAUUAUACUUAUGAGACCAUGAAAAAAAAAGUAUGAAAAUAUAACCGACAAAAAAAAUAGUAAUAUACAAAUAACAUUCUAAAACAACCGUGGAAACGAAGAAAUAAAUAAACUCAAUUCAGGGAGACAGCCGAUUGCACACCAUCGAGGUUACGGUCUAGACUAGACUAGACUAGACGAGCUCCGCGGAGAUCACAUGACCACAGCACUGUCAUGGCUGCUUCCACAGUGCUCAGGAAAAGCAUGGGUCUGACUUUGACAAUAAGAACCGUUUCUAACAUCCCGAAUCUUUCAGACUGGGCUAGACUGAAGCACUGCAGGCACUUACAACACUCGACAAGUGGGGCAAGAUGUCAAACGGCUUGCAGGAGUCUGCACACGUCGGCGGGUCUGUGCCACAGUGACGAGGAAGGGGCGGAGCGAGAACGCGGCAAGGAUGUGGUGAACGUUGUGUACGUGGACCGGUCAGGACGGAGGAUUCCAGUGAAGGGGAGAGUGGGGGACAACGUGCUUUAUCUAGCUCACAAACAUGGCAUUGAGCUGGAAGGUGCGUGUGAAGCCUCACUAGCGUGUUCUACGUGUCACGUGUAUGUAAGUGACAGGCACCACGGUAAACUGCCAGAACCAGACGAAAGAGAAGACGACAUGCUCGACAUGGCUCCCCUGCUCCAGGAGAACUCUCGUCUGGGCUGCCAGAUAAUCCUGACUCCUGAGCUGGAGGGCAUGGAGCUCACCCUGCCCAAAAUCACACGCAACUUCUACGUGGACGGACACACGCCCAAGCCACACUGACCGGCCGAGGGGACGGGGGACAGGGGGUGCUACAGGGGCUUGGCGGUCAUCUGCUGGUCAGUGGCCACCACAGCUUCAGAGGGCAAGGCGAUGGACCUUCAGUACAGCAUUGCAGAGGUCCUGGCGUCUGGAUCGGAAUGGAAAGAUGCACGUUUAUUAAUGCGUGGCUUUGUUUCCUGUUUAUGGGCAACCCUCCCGUUUUUUGUAUCCUCAGUUCAAAUGAUCUGCUGCCUCUCAGUUUGCACCAGGGGUCAGUGGCUUAAUUGAUAAGGUCAGAUUUGCUGCCUGAUUACAAGAAGGAGACCAAGCUUGAAUUCUCUUUUAUAUAUAUAUUUUUUAAAAAACAAACACUUCCAGAGUAUUUAAACUCUGUUCUCUUAACUGGAAUUAGCUUCAGGUCUGCUUGCUAACCCUGUACGCUUUGUCAGCAAGGUCAGCCCACCCUGUGCACCCUCUGGGGAACGUACCGUUUUAGUAUCAAAGGCUGAGAGGAAUUCAAACUGUGUUGGCUUUGAUUUGGCAGUGCCCUGUCCCGAACACUUUAACCCAUUAGGGGCGGUCCGCCACAGCUGUUUACUUAGCGUGAAAUGAAAUGGUAAGCAUGGUCUGCUUCAAGAAUUCGAGGUGCAGGGACGCUAGAGCGACACCGUGGUCAGGGGGCUGACUUACAAGAGAGGGUUCAUUUGCAUUGACUUACCUUAGCCUGGUACUAAAACACCUCUCUGUUUUUGAAUCAUCC
This is a messenger RNA of Acipenser ruthenus (sterlet), 1556 nucleotides long. Its product is annotated as ferredoxin-2, mitochondrial. Gene Ontology annotation, biological process: positive regulation of oxidoreductase activity; P450-containing electron transport chain. Gene Ontology annotation, molecular function: 2 iron, 2 sulfur cluster binding. Bases 239 to 817 code for a protein of 192 amino acids. Gene Ontology annotation, cellular component: mitochondrion. The record is from RefSeq and is a predicted model, not a curated record. Lineage: Eukaryota; Metazoa; Chordata; Actinopteri; Acipenseriformes; Acipenseridae. The transcript has 5 exons.